AUGCUCUCAGUACCUUGGCUGCUCAAGUCCGCAGAGGAAGUGACGCUGACGGUGGCCACGACGAGCCAGCUGCCUUCGUCCGUAGUCGUGGCGCAGACCUACUCGUGGGUCACGCCCGACGGCCGCCCCACCAGCCCGCCGCCCGAGUACAACCCCCGCCUCCACCACCACCAGGUCUCCAGGGUGGAGGUGGAGGUGGUGGGCUCGGAGUCCCUGGGCCUCAUGAUCCGCGGCGGCGUGGAGUACGGCCUCGGCAUCUUCAUCACUGGAGUGGAUGAGGAGUCAGCCGCCCACAAGGCCGGCUUGCAGGUAGGUGACCAAAUCCUGGAGGUGAACAAGGAGAGCUUCCUGGCGGUGACCCACGACACGGCCGUCAACGUGCUCAAGUACUCGCGGCGGCUCCGGCUGGCGCUGCGGAGGGUCGGAAAGGUUCCGCAUUCCUGCACCACCUACGACCGGCGCUGCUGGCCCUCGCAGACCAAAACGCCCACUCCAUGUGCCUGCGGGCGGGCGCUCUUCAUGCGGAUCGGUGUUGGGCAUCUUGGGCCUAGAAUCAUGGUCCUUGUGACUGCGGCCUUGGAGCCAGUGCAUUCUGGUGCGAAAUGGAGUAAUAAUUCUUAUUUGAGUCAAGUAUACUGCAUUGAACAUUUAGUGUGUAACACGUCUGAGCAUUGCAGAUUCAAUGUAACUAAAUCUACAAGUUAUGUAACGUUAAGUAAAGGUGUUACAAUCUUCAAAAUUAGGCGAUACGUAUACCAUGUUUGGCAGGGCAUUUCAACAAUACCAAUAUAUCAGCGAACAAAGGACAUUUACACUCAACAUAGGACAAAUCAUUGCUUUGAUCCUCGUGACGACCAGUGCAAUAUUGAUUAA
This is a messenger RNA of Penaeus vannamei (Pacific white shrimp), 873 nucleotides long. The record is from RefSeq and is a predicted model, not a curated record. Lineage: Eukaryota; Metazoa; Arthropoda; Malacostraca; Decapoda; Penaeidae.